Chironomus riparius is the source of this 776-nucleotide messenger RNA. NCBI's taxonomy places the organism in Eukaryota, Metazoa, Arthropoda, Insecta, Diptera, Chironomidae. The record is from the annotation of a GenBank genome assembly.
CUACGCUAUUGUUUUGGUAUUAAUUGUGUAAAAGUUACAGACUUAAAUUAAUUAAAUAAUGGGGAAAGCAAUGAGUGUCAUAACGUCACCUUUCAAAUAUUAUAAUAUAGAAAGUAGGGCACAUAAAGUCAUCAGUCAGUCGAAACCAGUAGUGGCUCCAAAAUUCAAAGAUACAAUUAAAGAUUUGGAAAGAGUACUUAAAGAUCAUCCAGAGAUAAUAGAGCAAGCCGGUAAAAAGGAUGCUGGACUUGAUAAUCGAUUAAAACAAGUUUUUGUAACAUCUUCCCAUGAAAUUGAUCAGAAGCGAGUAAUAAAUCCAGAUCGUCCACUUCCAACAAAUAAGCACUUUGCAGGAUUCUUUGAGCUAGGAUAUCAAGAGCCAGAGUUUUUAACACCAGGAAAAGUGACAUUAAAGCAAAUCCUGCAGUUUUUAGGUGACUAUAGGCUUCAUCCAGACGAAUGGACAGCAGAAAAGAUAGCACUGGAAUAUAAAUUGAAGCUAGAGGAUGUUAAAAUGAUGUUAGAAUAUUACAAACUAUUUGCUCUUUAUGUGCCUGAAAAAGGAGAUGAAAAGAAGAGAAAAUUGCUAAAGCAGCAAGAAACAAAGAAUUUUAAUCAAUUGCUGAAACAGUCAACAGACAAAAUUACAUUCUUGCCAGACGAGAAUCAACGUAAGCCGUCAAAUAAAGAAUAUCCAACACGUAGUGAUUAUAAGGAAUAGAAUGAAUUGUUUAAAUGAAUUAAUUUUAGAAUAAAUUAGAAUUUUUUGGUCUUAC